Molecule: messenger RNA, 927 nt
Organism: Thelazia callipaeda (thelaziosis nematode)
Lineage: Eukaryota; Metazoa; Nematoda; Chromadorea; Rhabditida; Thelaziidae
Source: the annotation of a GenBank genome assembly
AUGAUCAGCGAACGAUCGACACAACCACGUGAUCGUUAUAUAUAUUUCCAUGUUCAAAACACAGAACACGCUGGAAUAUCACAGGUUCUACCUGGAUUAUACUUGAGCGGAAUUUGUGCAUUGCAACCAGCAACUAUUCAAGAACAUGGCAUCACAAUGAUUGUUAAUGCAACUAGUGAAGUGCCUAACAUACUUUCGCUUGACAGAAUCGUAUGGAUGAAGUUAUGGAUGAAGAAUGGACAUCGACCAUGGCCUGUAUCGUACAUGGAAUCUAUAUGCCAAAAUAAAGAGCGCAUAGAAACUAAUCAAAUAAAACAGUUAGUAUUGAAGAUUCUGACAGCACUUUCUCGAGGUGAUAAAGUAUUGAUUCAUUCUGUCCAAGGAACAUCGCGCUGUGCUACAGUAUGCCUUGCACUGCUAACAAAAUCUCAGUUUAAAACAUUACGUGAUGCAUACAAGUACUUGGCUUCAGUACGACCAAAAGUUGAACCGGACAUUUUCUUCUGGCGACAACUAAUAUCUUUCGAACAAAAAAUUAAACGAAAUAACGGAUCAGUGAAAAUCGUACGUGAUGAACGUGAUACUUCAUUACUUCUUCCCGAUGUUUAUCGCGAAUUCGCCUUACAACGUGAAGGAAAUUUAAAUAACAAUAAAGUGGAAAGAAAAAGUAUUGAAAGAGGAAAUCAUUGCUGUAAGCAGAAAAUAACGGACCGUGAAAUAAUAAUAGAUGAAGAAAAGGGUGUGAAGAGAAAAGUGCCAAAUCAACUCGAGAAGACAAGAAGUGUAAGUUGUGCAGACGUCGAUGAAGUGAUUAUUGGAGUUGAGUCAGUGGCAGUUACGGGUAGGAGAUCACGUUUGUAUAGACGGAAAAUGUCUUGGGGCAAGAAGUUCCGACCAGUUUUAGAACCUCUCAUUGAAGUUCUCUAA